This is a messenger RNA of Suillus plorans, 1580 nucleotides long. RefSeq lists its product as uncharacterized. The transcript has 6 exons. Lineage: Eukaryota; Fungi; Basidiomycota; Agaricomycetes; Boletales; Suillaceae. The record is from RefSeq and is a predicted model, not a curated record. The coding region runs from base 70 to 1326 and encodes 418 amino acids.
CAACAAACCAUUAUUUCAGAACGUUCAGAAUUUUGUUUUGAAAACCCCCUUCGAAGUUUAAAUAAUUAUAUGGCUCUAUCGCUCGAGGCAGAAGGAACAUCUCUUGCACCAGAUGCAAGUGCAAUUAAAUUCGAAGCUGCUGAAUCUCACAUUCACCAGGAUCAGGGGACAGACGUAUUGGAACGCAGUCCUUCGAGGUCCCAGCCACCAUCGUCAACCUCGCAGAUCAACGUUGGUGAAAUGGAACAGAACCUAACAGCUCUUCAGAAGGUCUCAGAUGACUCCACAACGCCUGUAUGCGCCAACAAGGAUGAUGCGAAGACACGUUGUAAGACCAAGGGAAAGAGGAAAGCCACCGAUGGAACGAUCGGCAAGGAGCCCGGCAAAGGACACUCUCGCAAGCGGGCUAAAUCCAACUAUGUUGAUGGAGUACUGUUCAAGCUUCAUCGCUCGAGGCUCGUUUCCAAGUCAUUAUUCUUCGCGCAGCUGCUUGAAAAUCAUGACAAAGAUAACUUUCCGAACGACGACGUGCGGGUAGAAAUCGAUGACAAAGGGACGGUAUACCACCUCGGCAACACUACUACGGCGGACGACUUUGCGGCUCUCUUGAAGUUUGAUGAUAACCCAACCGAAUAUUACUUCCAACCUCCCUCAUUCUUAACUCUUGCCCCCAUUAUCUGCGCGGCGACUGCCUUGCGCUUCGAAACAUAUCGUACCUGGGCAGCUCGAGUUCUUGAACAGACAUGGUCAUCGUCCCUGGAGGAUUUAACCCCUGAGCCCAAGGAAGACGCUGCGGGUGUCAUUAUUCUUGCACGUUCAUGUGGUUUGAAUGGUGUUGUGAAGCGUGCUUUGUACGAACUUGCUAGGACCCGGCGGAUUAGUCUGUAUGAUUAUAAUGAUGUUCCUGGGCAGUCAGUGCUCCCGCAGAUUGGACGUGCAGACGAAAGGUGCGUGGGGCUCAUGAAAGAGCUCUUGGUCACCACUUGGUCAGAGGUCGCUGUGCGAAUCGAUACGUUUCCUUGCCGUGACCAACCCUUCUCGAACAAAAUUAGGAGGGUGUCACUUGUAGAACGAGACUGGGACUCUCCAGACAAGUGUCCACCUCAAACCACCCAACAGGUUACCUGGAACGAACGUGUACAUGAUUCUGGGCUGUACACAAAAUACCUGUUCGACCCAGUGUGCGGUGCUCAGGAGUUGAUCAACAUCCCGUGGAAGGAGGAAAGCUGGUGCGCAGAUUGUAUCCGAUCAAGACGAGCUGCUUGGAGAAAGAUGCAACAAGACUUAUGGACGGAAAUGGACAAGUUGAUCCCUGAUAUUGAGUAAUUUUCGAGCAAGAUGCCUCCGCUGCAUAUACCAUCACAGAUGGACGGAUAAGUCUAAGACAUGGUAUUUCUGUCUAAUUUGUCGUCCUUACCUGGCUUACUUUACCGACUCGCCAAUCAAUUAUUUCAUGAACAUUGUUAAGCCUCUACGUAUACCUACCAGUUUGCUUCAGUUUAGCUUUGGUCGCAUAUAAAUGUUAUAAUGAUGAAUCAGUACUAAGUAGCACAAUGGUCAUGUUCAAACUCAUCCAUAAC